This is a messenger RNA of Cetraspora pellucida, 1311 nucleotides long. The record is from the annotation of a GenBank genome assembly. Lineage: Eukaryota; Fungi; Glomeromycota; Glomeromycetes; Diversisporales; Gigasporaceae.
AAUUUUGUUCGUCAAAAAAGAAUGGAAAUCAAACUUACUAGCGAUGAAAGAAUGAGAAUGAUUACCGUAUUCCUCCGAAAAGAAGCACCCCUAAAUAUGGAACUACGAAACCAAACUCGUCGUCAGGUAGAUGGUAUUAGCGAUUACGAAUAUGGUGACAGUGAUGACGAUCUUUAUGUUGGUUUUGUAACACCAUCAUCCCGUAAUUUUUCAUCAAUUUACAACAAUACUGACACCUCCGCCAUGGCAAACAAAUCACUCUUAGAAAGUGUCGAACAUUCAGAUAAUUACAUUUGCAUUGAGAUAGCCCAAAUUGUUUUACAGCCUUCAGAUAUUCAAUUAUCCACUCAGAAAUUGCAAGACACAGUUAAGCCAAACUUAGCUUUGGUUUUUAGAAAACCGAGCCAAAUUUGCAUUGUUAUGGUCGAUGAAAAUAAAGAAAUUGCGUUUGAUUUAGAUCAGGUGGCAAAGUUUCGGUUUAGUGAUGUAACAGGUCAAAAGGAGAUAUUGCUAGAUAUGAAAAAAGGAUUUAAAAAAGAAUUUUACGAAUUUCCUCUUAAGUUCCUUGAUGUUAGGCUUCAAACUCCUGUUGAUCCAAGUCGUGGGAAGUUGGAUGAUGCAACUACUAUUAUAUUCAAAAUAUGUAAAGACGUUGAUAAUAGCUUAAUAGUUAAGUUGAUCAACCACAUUAAGCAGUGGAAAUCGACCAAUGUAAAGCCAUCACCACAAUAUAGUAUAAAGAACUCUCAACACUCAAACGAUAAUACGGUAAAUCAAGAGGUAAAGAAUAAAGGAUCAUUCAUCAAACCUGCUCGAGAUGACCUUUGUGAAAAACAAACAAUACGAUCCAAUACCAGAAUAACAGCACUUGACAACGAUGGAAAUGAUGAGUCUCAGGUUCAUAACAAUAAUCAUGUUAAUGAUGGUAUUACCGAUUGGAUAAAUGAAAGUAAAGAAAAGCAUUGGACAAAUGAUAAUGUUAAUCAAAUUGCUAAUUCCACGAUUACUGUUCAACCCGAAAAAAGAAAUGUAUUAAAAACUUCUAAAAAUUCUAACAGUGAUUCAGAGCUGCAUAUCACGUGUAUUUUUAUAACCAAAAAAUAUGCACUUUUAAUUUCAUUCGAUACUUAUCUUAAACAAUUAACCGCACUUAUCGAACAACGGUACAAUGUUAAAAUCUCCAUGGAUAGAUUAUAUUAUUUAAAUCAUGCUGGGGAAAAGAUCAGUUUGAUCGACGAAGAAGAUUGGGAUGUUGCAAAGAAGGAAGCCAUGAAUGCUGAAACUUUUAGAAUCAACCUGAUUAUAGAAUAG